AUGAGGAAGAUUUUCUUCCCCUAUGUCCUAGAGUCCGGCGCUUCGGGAAGGACCAAGAAGCUGGAGAAAGCCCUGUCCAGUCCCCCGGAGAGCUCUAGGAACCCCAUUCCACAGGUGCCCCCGACCCCUGUGAUGACCCCAGCACAGAUCUCAGACUGGAGUGGCUGCCCACCACCUCUAUCGAUUGGCAAAUCAAGGCUUUGUAAGUUAAAAGACUUCACAAAGACACAGAAGCUGGUGGUCCGCAGCAGCCUGGAGGAACAGGGGUUGCAUGUACACAGUGUGCGGCUGCACGGCUCAGCCGCCAGCCACGUGCUGCACCCUGAGAGUGGCCUAGGCUACAAGGACCUGGACCUGGUGUUCCAGAUGGACCUGCAGAGUGAGGCAUCCUUCCAGCUGACCAAGGCAGUGGUCUUGGCUUGCCUCCUGGACUUCCUGCCAGUGGGAGUAAGCCGGGCCAAGAUCACGCCAGUGACACUCAAGGAGGCCUACGUUCAGAAGCUGGUGAAAGUGUGCACAGACCUGGACCGCUGGAGCCUCAUCUCACUGUCCAACAAGAGUGGUAAGAACGUGGAACUCAAGUUCGUGGACUCCGUGAGGCGCCAGUUUGAAUUCAGCGUUGACUCCUUCCAGAUCAUCCUGGACUCCCUGCUGCUCUUUGGCCAGUGUUCUCCCACACCGAUGUCAGAGGCCUUCCACCCAACUGUGACAGGCGAGAGCCUAUACGGGGACUUUGCUGAGGCCUUGGAGCACCUGCAGCACCGUGUCAUUGCCACACGAAGCCCCGAGGAGAUCCGUGGUGGUGGCCUCCUCAAGUACUGCCACCUGCUGGUGCGGGGCUUCAGGCCAAGGCCCAGCACUGAUGUUCGGGCCCUACAGAGAUACAUGUGUUCCCGUUUCUUCAUCGACUUUCCGGACCUGGUGGAGCAGAGGCGCGUUCUGGAGCGCUACCUGGAGGCCCACUUUGGUGGAGCAGAUGCAUCCCGCCGCUAUGCUUGCCUUGUGACACUGCACCAGGUGGUCAACGAGAGUACAGUGUGCCUCAUGAGCCAUGAGCGCCGCCAGACCCUAGACCUUAUCACCAUGCUAGCCCUCCAGGCACUAGCUGAGCAGGGCCCCGCUGCCAUGGCUGCCCUGGCCUGGCAACGUCCGGGCUCUGAUGGGGUCGUGCCAGCCACGGUUAAUUACUAUGUGACCCCCAUGCAGCCUCUGCUGCCCCGGGCUCACUCCUAUCCCACCUGGCUGCCUUGCAACUGACUCUCAUCCUGGCCAGGAGGGAAUGUGCACCAUGGGGUUGGGGCAGAGUCCUCAGGUAUGUGUGGAGGAUGUGACCAGACACAGCCCACCUGUGCCAGCGGGCCGGGACUAUAGGUCUGGGCCUUUGAACAGAUCAGAUUUUCCCUGUAUGAGGUUCCUAUGGGCUUAAAGCCAAGUCAGGUUCUUGACAGGAGGACCCUUUGGUCAUCCCACCACACUCUUGGACCUGCAUGACUCGGGUCACGGACAAAGUCAGCUCUGGGGUGCGGGAGCAGUCUCCGUAGCAACACCUUCGGUUGAUUUCCAUGACCUAGAUGGGGUCAGCCCACAGGGACCCAGAAGCUCCUUUGCUGGCUAAAAUAUGACGUCAUGUGACAGGAUACUCACUUGGGGGUCUAGCUGAAUGACUCACAGAGCCUGGUGGCCCUUCACUGACCAUUAGGAGGAGGUAAACUAAGGUAUAAGGUAGCUCCCUGGAUUUUUUGAGAGAUGGGAAUUCAGUCUCCUGGGACUUGCAUGGGCUUCUUGAGUUGCUGAGGUAUAUAGUGAACAGGUUCUAAAGAGCCAGGAGAGGAUGUAACCCAUACACCUCCCAGUAUGUCACCCUCUCCCUUCCAUUGUGGCCUCCCAGGAACCCUGCUGUCUGGGCACUUAAUGUUGGAGGCUGCUGGGUUCAAAGUUGCCAGUCAACUAUGCCCACCCCACUUGCUUGGUUACAGGAUUUUCACACAGGGGGAGGGAGGCCUGACCCAUCUCUCUCCCCAUCCCUCUGGACUGGUUGCUGUGUUGCACUCUUCCCACCAAUAAAGAUU
Cricetulus griseus (Chinese hamster) is the source of this 2069-nucleotide messenger RNA. Lineage: Eukaryota; Metazoa; Chordata; Mammalia; Rodentia; Cricetidae. The record is from RefSeq and is a predicted model, not a curated record.